UUUUUGCUUCAGCAACUUUUCAAUGAAGGAGGCAGGUUCUUUUGGAUACAUAACACAGGUCCAAUUGGAUGUUUGCCAAGAAAAAACAUGAUGAACAAACUCACAUCUGAAGACUUGGAUUUUGUUGGAUGCAGAAAAAAUGAGAAUGAGAUUGCUCAGGAGUUUAACAACCAACUUAAGGACAUUGUAUUUCAGCUAAGAAAAAACUUCACCAAUGCCAUCUUCACCUAUGUUGAUGUCUACUCUGCCAAAUAUGAACUAAUAAAAAAUGCAAGGAACCAAGGUAAAGAUCCAUCAAAGUACAUUAGUUGGGAUGGUGUGCACUAUUCUGAGGCAGCAAACAAAUGGCUUUCCACUCUCAUUGUGAAUGGCUCUUUCUCCCAUCCACUACUUGCUACAGGGAUGCUUGCUUCUCAAUCUCCAAAACAUAUAUUGGG
This is a messenger RNA of Vigna umbellata (rice bean), 437 nucleotides long. Lineage: Eukaryota; Viridiplantae; Streptophyta; Magnoliopsida; Fabales; Fabaceae. The record is from RefSeq and is a predicted model, not a curated record.